UAUUUAUUUGAUUACAUAUUGGUGUUUUGAUUAUCACUAAAUGUAUGAAUUUUUAUUUCCUCAGUGAGGAUACUUUGGAGAAAAAGAAAAAUAAAUUUCUAUAUACCACUGUCUGUUAGAUACACAAUGUCUAACGUGGGAUAUGAUCUCGACACUUCUGGCGGACUUAUGCCGCUGAUUCGAGCACUAAUAAAGCCGCCGGACGAGGAGAUAAGCACUCAAAAGCCAAAAAAGGCCCAUCACCCGUACUACAAACGGCCAGGAAAAGGGCAUAAUCAUGAUUCGUGUGAUGCGUGUGGUGAAGGUGGUGAUCUGAUAUGCUGUGACCGCUGUCCAGCCAGCUUUCACCUUGGAUGCUAUGACCCACCCCUGGAUGAAAAUGACAUUCCAGCAGGCUUGUGGCUGUGUAAGGAGUGCUGUGGCAGUGAUGAGAAGCAAGCCAGCACCCGAUCCAGCCGUGCUCAGUCUCCCUCAGACAAUAAAUCGGACACUGAUAAGAAAACCAGAUCACAAAGAAACAGUCGUGCAAACUCACUCAGUAAGAAAAAGAAAGAUGACAAAGAAGAAGUAGACAUCAAGAAAGAGCUGGAACCUGAACAUGAACUUUCACCAAUGGAAAUACUGGUGAAGGCAGCCAAGGUCAUGAAUCCAAAACAGUUUGAGUUGCCGCGCGAAAUGAAGAUCCCCUGCAUUUUUCCUGGAACUGAAAAAGAGGGAAACGGCAAGAAUGGUAACGGCGUAGUAUCUGUGGAUGCAUGGGGUUGCGUGCCACUGCCAGCAAAAUCUUGCUUCGUCUGUCGUGCUACUUGCAAGCUGGCCCCGCUGUUGCAGUGUGACUACUGCCCCCUAUUAUUCCAUCAGGACUGUUUGGAUCCACCAUUGACUGCUCUUCCCACUGGACGCUGGAUGUGCCCGAAUCACGUUGAACAGUACAUCGACUGGAAAGUGGUGCGGUCCAUCUCUGCAACAGAGCGUGCUGCUUUGUGGGAGCGAUUUAGUGGGCCUGUAGAUCAGCACGCAGUUAAGGUGGAUUUCAUUCGCCGCGCUCGGAACCCUAGACCCGCUUUUCGAGUAAAGGUACCGGUGGGUAUGCGAGGGCGUGUUGUUGUACCUCGUAUGGUACGGUUGCAUUACCGUCGACCGCCACCAUUGCUGCCAUCGCGUCGCGAACACGUGCGGUGCGAGAAAGUACUCAAACAUCUGAAAGCUGGUGGUUCAUACGAAGAUUCCGAAGAUGAAGACGUGACGCAAAUAUGCAUGAACCUCUCAUGCCCGGAAUAUACUGGAGAAGGAAAAUGUCCAUUACAAACACCAAAAUUAAAGGGCGCUACUAAAAAGGACGCAGAUGAAGAUCUGAAAGCUAUAGAAGAGAAUGAGCCUAAGUUGGAAAGGAACUCGGAUUCGAGUGACUUUUCAGAUUCUGAUUUUGAACACUUGACAACAUCCGUCAAGAAGCGUAAAGUUUCACAAAGUGAAGACAAGAGUCCAGGCAAGCGAGGCCCUAAACCUCAACGUUUGGAGCUCUGUGCUGAAGAAGGCGUCGAGGAACUGCUGGCAACUGUUGAAGAACAGCUCCAGAAGUUAGAUGAGAGACUUAUAAAACUGCUAGCUUGGCAACGGCUGCAACAGGUUGCCGCUGGCGAAGCGGGUGCCGGUCGCUGGCGCCGCAGCGGCACAGGAACGUGGGGUACCCGUGCCGCCUCCGCGUUACGCGGUGCAACACGAGCGAGGCUCGCUAAGCUCGGCGUGCGACGAUUGCCGCUGCCGUCGGAGUUGCUACCGCGCGCGGACCGCGAGCGGAUUGCGGCUGUGGUGUGGGGCCCCGCCCCUCCGCCCGCGCCCACCCCCGUGCCCAAACCCCCGCACCCCGCGCUGGACCUGGCUGAUGCUCUUGUCAAAGCUGCUUUGUGCGAGCUCAAGCCACCAGCCAGAAAUGGCGGAGAAGCGGCGUUGGGACGCGCGAUCCCGAUGCGUUUGUCUGCUCUUAGCGUCGGCAGCGACGGUGCGUGCGACGUGGUGCUGGACAGCCGCUGUCGCCGUGUGUCGCCGCGACACGCGAUAAUUUUUUGCGAUGAGGUGACCCGUCACUUCGAGCUGAUUAAUUACUCCGAGUGGGGCACCCGUGUUAACGGCGUUCUGUACGCGUGCGACCUGUCCCACGGGGAGGGCGCGACAGGAGACGCAACCGACGACGCGGAAUCGCGAGCGCAAGCGUUGCGUCAAGUCGUACGAUCCAGGAGGACCAAACCACCACGGCUCAACGGGUCUCUCACUGUGGCAGUGGAAGAAGAGAUGGACUGCAAGUGUCCUGGCGCUCCGCCUCCAGCGAGCGCGGCUUGGGAGGGCUCCGCCUUGGUGCCACACGGCGCCCUGUUGCAGUUCGGCUGUCGCAUGUACGUGUUCAGCAUCACUGACCACCAGACCUUCCCGCACCAGCCGGAGGUGGAUGAGCCCGCUCUGUGAACUUGUGAAUGUGUUAAAGACUUUAAUGGUUCUGCACGGCGCCACGAUUAAAGUGUUCUGUAUCAUUUACAAUGACAUUAUGACCACAUUGUGUACUACACAGAGCCCUGUUGCAGCUUGGGUACUGCUUGUGUGCGUUCAGCAUCACUGACCACCAGACGUUAUAUAGAAUAUUAAAAAAAAUUAUAUUAAAUUUAAAAAUUCUCCAUGUACCCAUUCAUUAGAAAGUUAUUUUAUCCAGAAAUAGCAUUCUCUAUAUUUCUUGACAGUAAGAUGAGCCUGAAAUAUUAGUAUUUGUUAAAAAAGCGCUAACUUGCUUUAUCCGCGUGCGCUGACUAAAUGAUUCUUCAUACGUUAAAGUUCAUAAAAAAAAAUCUGCCAUACCGUAUAACUAUCUGUAAUGAUAAAGCUAUUGUCAUUUUUAGCCACAGAAUAGUAAUUCUUACAAAAGGAGGCGUUCAAUGUAUUAAAGACUAUCUUAUGUAGAUAGCUCUUGCUCUUUACAACAUGUUCCUUGGUCCCAUAAACUUAAAAUUACGGUACGUCUUUACAUCUUUUAGAAAGUUAUCUGCCUGGCCAAUAAAACAUUUUAUUACGACCCU
This is a messenger RNA of Pararge aegeria (speckled wood butterfly), 3065 nucleotides long. RefSeq names its product PHD finger protein 12. The record is from RefSeq and is a predicted model, not a curated record. Gene Ontology annotation, cellular component: Sin3-type complex; nucleus. Lineage: Eukaryota; Metazoa; Arthropoda; Insecta; Lepidoptera; Nymphalidae. Gene Ontology annotation, biological process: negative regulation of transcription by RNA polymerase II. Gene Ontology annotation, molecular function: transcription corepressor activity; protein binding. The transcript is spliced from 14 exons. Bases 127 to 2463 code for a protein of 778 amino acids.